Molecule: messenger RNA, 2319 nt
Organism: Gamsiella multidivaricata
Lineage: Eukaryota; Fungi; Mortierellomycota; Mortierellomycetes; Mortierellales; Mortierellaceae
Exons: 6
Coding region: 142-2265 (707 amino acids)
Biological process (GO): regulation of actin filament polymerization
Cellular component (GO): cortical actin cytoskeleton; plasma membrane; actin filament
Molecular function (GO): actin filament binding
Source: RefSeq, a predicted model, not a curated record
ACUCUUCUCUCUACUAUCUAUUCCUUCAAGCAAGUUUAUUCCAUUACCCACCUUUUCUUUUCAGCCGACCUACACUAUUCUUUCUGUUACUUACACCUACAAUCGACAGCAAAACACACACACACACAUAUUACCCACGCUAUGAAUCUUCACGUCAACUUUGCGAGCCACGGACACGAUCUCAAGGACGCAUACGAGGCCAUUAUCAGACCGUCAGACCCCAAGAACGGCGACAACUGGGCCCUAUUCGGGUACGACAAGGGCUCGAAUGAUCUCACGGUCCUCGAAAGAGGCAACGGUGGACUUGAGGAGCUGCAGGAUGAAUUCGUAGACGGCAAGAUUCAGUAUGCGUUCGUGAGGAUUGCCGAUCCUAAUUCGCAACUGAAUAAGUUCGUCUUAAUUGCCUGGUGUGGCGACGGCGUCCCCGAGUCCAAGAAGGGACUCUUCAACUCUCAUCUGGCAGAUGUCUCUCGGUUCCUCAAGGGCUACCAUUUGCAGAUCAAUGCUCGUUGUGAGGCCGAUGUCACCCCGGCACAGAUCAUGAAGAGGGUCCAGGAAGGCUCAGGCUCAAAGUACUCGACCCACCAGGAGAACUAUCAGCAGGAGCGUAUCCAACCGUUGCAGUCUGCCUACAAGAAGACAGAGAUCCCAGACAUUGCUACUCUUCAGCGCAAUCCUACCAAACCCGAAUCUGCCCCUAAGUAUAACAUUGGUGGCACGAAACCAUUGUUCGUCUCCGCAGCGGCAGCGUCCCUGUCAAGAUCAGGGCUGUCAAGCCCAUCCAGGACCCAAGGCCGCGUCUGGCCUCCUGUACAAACAGCGCCUUCCCCCUCAACCACGCCUUCUGAAACGGUCUCAUCUCCCUCGUCGAAACCGGCAUCCGAGAGACCCUGGAAGGUCUCUGGAGGCGGAUCAUCCUAUUCUACGGCGUCUACAACAGCAUCCUUCAAGGUCCAACCGCCGAGCUCAUUGACGUCAUACGCUCAACCCAAACCGGAACCUGCUGUCAACAAGGCACAUCAGAUCCGAAUGGAGCGGGAAGCACGCGAAAAGGAAGAGAGGGAGAGGGUCAAACGUGAGAUUGCGGCCAGUGAAGCGCGCGAGAGACAGGUCGAGAGCUCGUCCGGUGCUUCAAAGGUCGCCGAAGAGAGGCGACUGCAGGAGGAACGAGAGAGACAACAGGAGCGUGAGAGGAUGCCAGCGCAGGGCGAGGUGCCGCGUAGCCAGGGAUUCAAUCGCGUUCGGGAGGAUCAAUUUGCUCGUGAGAAGGAGGACCAAGAGUUAGCGGAAGCUGGAGGUGGAGCUCGGGCUGCGCGUGAGGCGGCUAUGGCUCGCGAAAAGAACGCGAUUCAGCAGCAGACCACGUCCUGGAAGGAGGAGGAGCAGAGGCGGCAGCAGCAAGAGCAGCAGCAGAAGCGCGAGCGUGAGGCCAAGGAAUCGGAAGAACGUCAACGGAAUCAACGUGAAGAGGAAGCGCGCAGACGUCAUGAGGAAGAGGAAGAAGAGAGACAUCUCAAUCUGGGGCAGGAGGAAGAAGAGGUGCCACAGCAUCAGUUCGUGCAUAAACAGGUCGAGGAGCAUCAUCAUCAGCAAGAAGAGGAGAGGGAAAAGGUUCAGGAGCACACGAAACAGCUGGAGGAAGAAGUCAGUGCGGCGACUGCGCAGUCUGUCGCACUGGGCGCCGAUGCCUUGCUUGCGUCGGCCGACCAUCCAGAGCUCGCUACUGCGGGAUCUGUCUCAGCCAUUGUUCUAUUUUCGUACGAGAAGGCCGACGAGAACGAGAUGUCGUUGUUUGAAGGUGAGAUCAUUAGGAAUGUGACAGAGCUGGACGUCGGCUGGUGGAGCGGUGAGAGUGAGGAUGGACUUCGGUCGGGUUUGUUCCCUGCCAACUAUGUGGAAGUCAUUGAACACGCCCAUGAACAUGCUACUGCGCCCAGUGCAAAGACUGCCGAAACAACGCACGGACAUGAGCAACACUAUCAACAGCAGGGCCAGGACUAUGAUGACAAUGUCCACGAACAGCAUGUUGCCUCUGAGCACCACGAUGUUCAUCGCGAGGCUGCUGGCGCUGGAGCUAAGGGCAAGAAGCCCUCCGCUACGGCCUUGUACGACUACCAAGCUACAGAACCCAACGAAGUCUCGUUUGUCGAAGGCGAGGCUAUUGUUGAUAUCGAUUUUGUCAGCGACGACUGGUGGAACGGCAAAACCGAGACUGGUACUACUGGACUCUUUCCAGCAAACUACGUCGAGAUCAUCCCUUAUUGAGUCUAUCAUAACGAUUUCCUAUAAAGCACAUUUGCAUAUAUUUUUUUCAUGAAA